CUCCCACCGCCCGCCGCCGCUGCUGYCGCCGCUGCUCUCGCUCCCAGCGCCCGCUCCCGCCGCUCCGAGCCGCCCGCAGCCGCCGCCGGCGGGGCCGCGCUCCAUGGCGACCCCCAGCCCCUGCAUCGUGAUUGGCGAUGAUGAACAAGGUUACGACCUGGAUUUGUUCUGUAUACCUAAACAUUAUGCAGAUGAUUUGGAAAAAGUCUAUAUUCCUCAUGGACUCAUCAUGGACAGGACGGAGAGACUGGCACGAGAAAUUAUGAAGGGCAUGGGAGGACACCACAUUGUGGCACUUUGUGUACUCAAGGGUGGCUAUAAAUUUUUUGCUGAUUUAUUAGACUACAUCAAAGCUCUGAACAGAAACAGUGACAAAUCAAUCCCCAUGACAGUCGACUUUAUUAGGUUGAAGAGUUACUGUAAUGAUCAGUCAACUGGAGAUAUCAAAGUCAUUGGGGGAGAUGACCUCUCAACCUUGACUGGAAAGAAUGUUUUGAUCGUAGAGGAUAUAAUUGAUACUGGUAAAACAAUGAAAACGUUGCUGUCUCUACUUAAGCAGUACAAUCCAAAGAUGGUGAAAGUAGCCAGUUUGUUGGUAAAAAGAACUCCUCGAAGCGUGGGAUAUCGGCCGGACUUUGUUGGAUUUGAAGUGCCAGACAAAUUUGUUGUGGGAUACGCCCUAGAUUACAAUGAAUACUUUAGAGAUUUGAACCAUAUCUGUGUGAUCAGCGAGACGGGGAAGCAGAAGUACAAAGCAUGAAAGCAGAGUUCAAGUGCUGUGACAACAGAGCUUUGAAAUGUUUUGUUUACUGAGUCCUAUCUUUCACAGGCUUCAGCUCUGGUACACCAGCUACACUUGUAGGAUGCCCCAGCCCCGUUGCCAUAUGCUUACUGUAAUUUAUUGCAUGUACAAUAUAAGAGCYCGUCUUGUUCAUUUAUAUUUUAGAUUUGUAAACAAUUAGUGCAAUUCUGCACUCCUUAUUUUGAUUUGCACUAUGACUCUACCGACUAUCGCUGCCCCUGGUUGGGUUGUGCUGUUUGUGAGCUCCAGAGUCUAACUCUUGCAGUGGUAAAUUGCUUAAACCUCAUCAACCCAGAACUGAAAUAGUUCAAGUACUGUAAAUGUAAAACGCUAUGAUAGGGAAGUCUAUUAGUAAUAUUUUUAAAAUCUGUAAUUUAAGUUUUAUAUUUUAAUGCACAGAUGUGAUUGUGAUUAAUUGAUAGUUGCACCUUUGGGUGUUUUAAAGCAUGAGGAGCAGCCAGUUACAGUAUCUGUAAUCUCCAAGGAGCUCAUCCGAAUCUCCUGGAGUUGCCUUAUUGCUGUAAAGAAAGUCUGGGUGUACAGUGUGGUUUUUUUCUUUUUUUUUUUAAAGAUGAAAUGACAAAACAGAAUGUUUAAAAUCUAGUUUUAGUUGAGCUGCCUAUUUCUGUUAAUUUUUUUUCUUUAAAAAUAUCCAUCAGUCUGUGGAAUUGCCUUUUAAAUUUAAACAAUUUUAAUAUAUUUGUGGGAAAAAAAGUAUUGUAAUGUUUACUUUAUAAGAUCUACAAAGCAAAGUWCUUUAAAUAAAGGCUGUCUCUUUAAAAUAAGCCCCACACAUCUAUCCCACUCAUUCUGUAUAUUAAAGUGCUCUUGAAAUUUUCUUCUCAAUAAUAUUUUUUCUGUUUGUGAAAGUGAAAGCAGACUCUACAUCUGUUACCUUUGUGGGGUUUUUGGUUAAUGUAAUCCUAAGAGAGAAGUGAUAAAAGUGCUGUGAGAAGAUACUAAAACAAUUGCAUAUUCUCUAACAAAACCAAAUUCCAGAGAAAGCAGUUUAAGCACUGUUUGUUCUGUCYUGGCAAAAAUGAAGAGUGGAGGUUCUAAGCUCAUUAAACAUAUCCAUGUGGGGGGAAAAAAACGAUUUUGAAGUUAUCAUUUUGGUUUGUUUCAUUAGCACUUGUGUUCAUGUAGAGUCCAGUUCUGAACGUGGC
This is a messenger RNA of Malurus melanocephalus (red-backed fairy wren), 1968 nucleotides long. It is a transcript of the gene HPRT1, whose product is annotated as hypoxanthine phosphoribosyltransferase 1. The transcript has 9 exons. Gene Ontology annotation, molecular function: hypoxanthine phosphoribosyltransferase activity; magnesium ion binding. The record is from RefSeq and is a predicted model, not a curated record. The coding region runs from base 104 to 760 and encodes 218 amino acids. Lineage: Eukaryota; Metazoa; Chordata; Aves; Passeriformes; Maluridae. Gene Ontology annotation, biological process: GMP salvage; IMP salvage; guanine salvage.